UCAUCCCAUCAAAGUCAAUCAAACUCUGCAAAGAUGGCAAGCUCUGCUCAAGAAGGUACAGCUGGACCUUCAAGGCCAGAAGUGAAAGAUGGUGACCUUUUACCAGAUCAAUUGCCAAGAGCUACAUCGAUAAUCGUGAUUGGAAUGGCAGGUUCAGGUAAAUCUACAUUUACGUCUUGUUUGCAAAAUUAUCAUGCAGAUCAACAGAAAGGGGAAAGUGCAAAGGAAGGAGAUGCUUCAACGACGACAGAACCAGCUCCAUACUUUGUCAACUUGGAUCCAGCUGUGACACAAUUGAAUUAUUCACCCAACGUGGACAUUCGCGAUACGAUUGAUUAUCAAAGAUUGAUGGAAGAGUAUAACCUGGGACCGAAUGGAGGUAUCUUGACAGCACUCAAUCUGUUUACCACAAAAUUUGAUCAAGUUUUAGGGAUAUUGGAAAGAAGAAGUAAUGAUGUCGAUCAUAUUAUCUUGGAUACGCCCGGUCAGAUUGAAAUCUUUACUUGGUCAGCUUCAGGUUCAAUUAUUACGGAUGCUUUGGCAACUGCGAUGCCAACGGUAGUUGCAUAUAUAAUCGACACUCCCAGAACCUUGGCACCUGCAACGUUUAUGUCAAAUAUGCUUUAUGCAUGUUCGAUCAUGUAUAAAACAAAAUUACCUUUUAUCAUCGUUUUUAACAAAACUGACGUUCAAGAUCAUCAAUUCGCAAUGGAAUGGAUGGAUGAUUUUGAGAAAUUUCAACAUGCACUGAAAGAAACCAGAAAUCCAACCGAGCCAAUUGAUCCAAAACAUGGCGGAGCCUCCGUUCGAAGAGGAGAUGGUGAUGAAGGCACAUAUAUGAAUAGCUUGAUGAAUAGCAUGGCUCUUAUCUUGGAUGAAUUUUAUAAAAAUCUACGAUCGGUUGGUGUAUCUUCAACUACACAAGCAGGUAUGGCAGACUUUUUCGAUGCCGUAAAAGAAGCACGAAAAGAAUACGUGGACGAUUACAGACCCGAACUUGAUAGGAUCGUAAAAGAACGAGCAGAGAAGAAAGAGAAGGAUAAGAAAUCGCAAUUGAACAAAAUGAUGAAAGAUAUGCGGUUGAACAAAGGUAAAAAGAGCGCAGGUCAGGCUGACGAAGAAGAGGAGGCAGAAGCAGCAUUACAGGAAAAUCUUGACCCGGAGUAUGAGGGAGACGGUCAAAUCAUUGAUCCAGAUGUGGACGAAGAUAUUCAAGAUGCACAAGAAGACAUGUUCCCAAGUGCUGGUGCUCAAUUCGGCAAGGAUGGAAGCGCUUGGCCAAGACAAUUUGGACAAAUUGACAUGUGAACUUCUUCUUCGCUAACGCAUAGCAAGUAAUGAUCAUACUGAUACAUUUUUGUAAACAUACAAUACAGUUGUAAUUCUAUAAUAGAUACGCCAAU
Messenger RNA from Meira miltonrushii, 1403 nucleotides. RefSeq lists its product as uncharacterized. The transcript has a single exon. NCBI's taxonomy places the organism in Eukaryota, Fungi, Basidiomycota, Exobasidiomycetes, Exobasidiales, Brachybasidiaceae. Bases 34 to 1308 code for a protein of 424 amino acids. The record is from RefSeq and is a predicted model, not a curated record. Gene Ontology annotation, molecular function: GTPase activity.